ACGUUGGAGCUGACUCUGUCUCCAUAUCUCUUACUAUCUAUAAAUAGAGAAAAGAGAGAGAGAGAUGAAGGAUACGUAUCAUAGUUACAGCUGCUCUCCACACUAUAUAAAUAAAAAGAUGGAGUAGACAGACACUUUGAAAAGUACAUUUGAGUUCCGUCUUCGACUUCAUCAUCGCCUGUUUUUACAUAACCAAAGUGGUCACAACAAGCUUAUUUAAAGAAACUUUGAAUUGGAAUACGUAGUAAGAAACAAGAGCAUCCUCCUUCAGUUUGUAGAGGUAAAUUUUGGUUGUAAAAGAAAUAUGGUGAUGAGAAGUGUAGAUCUACGAUCAGAUACGGUGACUAGGCCGACCGAUGCGAUGCGAGAAGCAAUGUGUAACGCUGAGGUGGAUGAUGACGUCCUAGGCUACGACCCAACGGCUAGACGUCUUGAAGAUGAGAUGGCCAAGAUGAUGGGGAAAGAGGCUGGUCUCUUCGUGCCAUCAGGGACUAUGGGGAAUCUGAUCAGCGUGAUGGUUCACUGCGAUGUGAGAGGCAGCGAGGUCAUUCUUGGAGACAAUUGUCACAUCCAUGUUUACGAGAACGGAGGCAUUUCCACCAUCGGAGGGGUGCAUCCCAAGACCAUCAAGAAUGAACCAGACGGGACCAUGGACUUGGCCGCCAUUGAAGCUGCCAUCAGAGAUCCUAAAGGAAGCACCUUUUAUCCAUCCACGAGGUUGAUUUGCUUGGAGAACACUCAUGCCAACUGUGGUGGGAGAUGUUUGAGCGUGGAGUACAUUGAGAGAGUUGGAGAGAUUGCCAAGAGACAUGGUGUGAAGCUCCAUAUCGACGGAGCCCGUCUUUUCAAUGCCUCUAUCGCACUUGGAGUCCCAGUUCAUAGGCUUGUGAAGGCUGCUGACUCUGUUUCGGUGUGUCUCUCUAAAGGCCUUGGAGCUCCGAUAGGAUCUGUAAUUGUUGGUUCGCAAAGCUUCAUAGAGAAGGCGAAAACUGUAAGGAAAGCAUUAGGUGGAGGAAUGAGACAAAUAGGUGUUCUGUGCGCAGCCGCUUUGGUUGCAAUUCAAGAGAACCUUCCAAAGCUACAACAUGACCACAAGAAGACCAAGUUGUUAGCUGAAGGGUUGAAUCAAGUGAAAGGGAUUAGAGUAAAUGUUGCAGCCGUGGAGACCAAUAUGAUAUUCAUGGAUAUGGAGGAUGGUUCAAGACUUACAGCUGAGAAACUGCGCAAGACUCUAGAGGAGAAUGGCAUUCUUGUUAUCCCUGAAAACUCAUCCCGGAUCAGAAUGGUUAUACAUCACCAGAUAACAACAAGUGAUGUGCAUUACACAUUGUCUUGCUUACAGCAAGCACUGCAGACGAUACAAGAACCAAGCCGAAUAUAAUUUGGUGAGAAACCAAAUUAUGCUUUCUCCUUUUAUCUUUUGGGUUUCGCCAACAAGUGUUGUCUACUUAUUAUUUAUCAUAAGUUCUUCUUUAAUUAUGACUAUUAAGGAUCUCAAUAAAAUUUGUUUACCCAUCA
This is a messenger RNA of Capsella rubella, 1518 nucleotides long. Its product is annotated as probable low-specificity L-threonine aldolase 1. The record is from RefSeq and is a predicted model, not a curated record. Gene Ontology annotation, biological process: L-threonine catabolic process; glycine biosynthetic process. The coding region runs from base 305 to 1381 and encodes 358 amino acids. The transcript is spliced from 10 exons. NCBI's taxonomy places the organism in Eukaryota, Viridiplantae, Streptophyta, Magnoliopsida, Brassicales, Brassicaceae. Gene Ontology annotation, molecular function: L-allo-threonine aldolase activity. Gene Ontology annotation, cellular component: cytosol.